Cucumis melo (muskmelon) is the source of this 2154-nucleotide messenger RNA. RefSeq lists its product as uncharacterized. Gene Ontology annotation, biological process: DNA integration. The transcript is spliced from 2 exons. Lineage: Eukaryota; Viridiplantae; Streptophyta; Magnoliopsida; Cucurbitales; Cucurbitaceae. Gene Ontology annotation, molecular function: nucleic acid binding. The record is from RefSeq and is a predicted model, not a curated record. The annotation marks the transcript as partial.
UGCAUUGACUAUAGGGAGUUGAACAAAGUAACCGUAAAGAACAGAUAUCCCUUGCCCAGGAUUGACGAUCUAUUUGACCAGUUACAGGGAGCCACAGUGUUCUCUAAGAUUGAUCUUCGGUCGGGAUACCAUCAGCUGAGGAUUAAGGAUGAGGAUAUACCGAAGACAGCAUUUCGAUCCAGAUAUGGACACUACGAGUUUAUUGUGAUGUCUUUUGGUUUGACGAAUGCUCCGGCAGUGUUUAUGGACUUGAUGAACAGAGUGUUUAGGGAGUUCCUAGAUACUUUUGUGAUUGUGUUUAUCGACGAUAUCUUGAUAUACUCCAAGACGGAGGCCGAACACGAGGAGCAUUUACGUAUGGUUUUACAAACACUUCGGGAUAAUAAAUUAUACGCAAAGUUCUCGAAGUGCGAGUUUUGGCUGAAGCAGGUGUCCUUUCUGGGCCACGUGGUUUCUAAGGCUGGAGUCUCUGUAGAUCCAGCUAAGAUAGAGGCAGUCACCGGUUGGACCCGACCUUCCACAGUCAGUGAGGUUCGUAGUUUUCUGGGUUUAGCAGGCUAUUAUCGACGGUUUGUGGAGAACUUUUCUCGUAUAGCUACUCCUCUUACUCAGUUGACCAGAAAGGGAGCUCCUUUUGUUUGGAGCAAGGCAUGUGAGGACAGUUUUCAGACCCUUAAACAGAAGUUAGUUACCGCACCGGUUCUUACGGUACCUGAUGGUUCUGGCAAUUUCGUGAUUUAUAGUGAUGCUUCCAAGAAGGGUCUGGGUUGUGUUUUGAUGCAGCAGGGUAAGGUGGUCGCUUAUGCGUCUCGUCAGUUGAAGAGUCAUGAGCAGAACUACCCUACACAUGAUCUAGAGUUGGCAGCAGUGGUUUUUGCUUUGAAAAUAUGGAGGCAUUAUUUAUAUGGUGAAAAGAUACAGAUAUUCACAGAUCAUAAGAGCUUGAAAUACUUCUUUACUCAGAAAGAAUUGAAUAUGAGACAGCGAAGGUGGCUUGAGUUAGUGAAGGACUACGAUUGUGAGAUACUGUAUCAUCCAGGCAAGGCGAAUGCACCAAGGCAGAAACCAGGGGGUUUAUUACAACCCUUGUGCAUACCGGAAUGGAAGUGGGAGAACGUGUCCAUGGAUUUCAUUACAGGGCUACCGAGAACUCUGAGGGGUUUUACAGUGAUCUGGGUUGUGGUGGACAGACUUACUAAAUCAGCGCACUUCGUUCCGGGUAAAUCCACCUAUACUGCUAGUAAGUGGGCACAGUUGUACAUGUCUGAGAUAGUGAGAUUACAUGGAGUGCCAGUGUCGAUUGUUUCUGAUAGAGAUGCCCGUUUCACUUCCAAAUUUUGGAAGGGUUUGCAGACUGCUAUGGGCACGAGGUUGGACUUUAGUACGGCUUUCCAUCCACAGACUGACGGUCAGACUGAGCGUCUGAACCAGGUUUUAGAGGAUAUGUUGCGGGCGUGUGCAUUGGAAUUUCCAGGUAGCUGGGACUCCCACUUACAUUUGAUGGAAUUUGCUUAUAAUAACAGUUAUCAGGCUACUAUUGGCAUGGCACCGUUUGAGGCCCUGUACGGCAGAUGUUGUAGAUCCCCGGUUUGCUGGGGUGAGGUGGGUGAGCAGAGAUUGAUGGGUCCUGAGUUAGUUCAGUCUACUAACGAAGCAAUUCAGAAGAUUAGAUCACGCAUGCAUACCGCUCAGAGUAGACAGAAGAGUUAUGCAGAUGUGAGGCGGAAGGACCUUGAGUUUGAGAUAGGGGAUAAGGUGUUCUUAAAGGUAGCACCUAUGAAAGGUGUCUUGCGUUUUGAAAGGAGAGGAAAGUUGAGUCCCCGUUUUGUUGGGCCAUUUGAGAUUCUGGAGCGGAUUGGCCCUGUAGCUUAUCGCUUGGCAUUGCCUCCAUCACUCUCGACAGUUCAUGAUGUGUUUCACGUUUCUAUGUUGAGGAAGUACGUGCCAGAUCCAUCCCAUGUAGUGGAUUACGAGCCACUAGAGAUUGAUGAAAACUUGAGCUAUGUUGAACAACCUGUUGAGGUGCUUGCUAGGGAGGUGAAGACGUUGAGGAAUAAACAAAUUCCCCUAGUUAAGGUCUUAUGGCGGAAUCACCGGGUAGAAGAGGCUACAUGGGAGCGUGAAGACGACAUGAGGUCCCGUUAUCCCGAACUG